UCGAGUGAGUGAGAUGGGGGCCCAGCUGUCAGCGUCACACGACCGAUGCUGCUCCCGCACCGGAGACCCAGCCACCGUCUUCUCCGGCAGCAGCCGUCCCCGCCCCCGCCCCCAUCCCAAACGCCGCCGCCGCCCCGUCGCCGCGUCCCUCCUGCGGAGGCUCCGCCACCACCUCGCCGCCGGGCCCCUCCCCUGGACCCGUCGGCCUACGCGGGCCUCCUCCGGGCCGCGUCGAGGGCGCGGUCGCUGCCGUUGGCCAGGCUGACCCACUCCCACAUGCUCCGCGCCGGCUUCCAUCCGGGCCUCUUCCUCCGCAACAACCUCCUCGCCGCCUACUGCCGCGGCGGCGACAUGCGGCACGCCCGCUUCCUGUUCGACGGAAUGCCGCGCCGGGACGCCGUGUCCUGGAACACCCUCAUCGCGGGCUACUCCAGCCAGGGCGGGUCCUCCGCGCGCCUCGCGCGCACCGCCUUCCGGGACGCGCGGGGCGGCGGCGUCCGGGCGGACAGGUUCACCUACGCCGCGGUCCUGGCGGCGUGCGGCAGGGCUGGGGACUGGAGGCACGGCCGGGCGGCGCACGGGCUGGCCGUGGUGAGUGGGCUUGCGCAGGACGCGUUCCUGACCAACUCCGUCAUUGACAUGUAUGCCAAGUGCGGGAUGAUUGAUGACGUGAGGCUGGUGUUCGACCGGGCUGAGGAGCGGGACGAGGCGUCUUGGAACCUGCUGCUGUCAGCGUACGUGUGCAUGGGGUGGCCGGAGGUGGCCGUGCACGUGCUCGUCUGGAUGCACCGGUCAGGGGUGAAGCUGGAUAGCUUUGCCUUGGGUGGGAUCCUCAAGGCUUGCUCCGAGCUCCAGGGCUCCGAGGAUGUCCGGAGGAUGCUGCAUGGCUGCGUGGUUAAGGUUGGUUUGGACUUGGAUAUGUUCGUCGGGAGUGCCAUGGUGGACAUGUAUGCCAAGAACGGUGGACUUGAGGAGGCGAUCAAGGUGUUUGACUGCACCCCGAAUCAGAAUGCAGUGGUUUACGGUGCCAUGAUCGCGGGCUUCGCUCGCUUAGGUAAUGACCCUUGCCCUGAGAUUAGAAUCGAAGCUGUCAGGCUUUUCUCAGACUUGCUCCGGAUGGGUGUAAAACUGUCCAGGUUUACUUUCAAGAGUGUGCUCGAAGUCUGCAAUUUGACCAAUGCGGUGCACUGUGGGAGGCUGAUACACGCUCAUGUUAUAUUCAAUGGGUUUCAGGACGAUGAGUUCAUAGCAAAUGCGCUGAUCAACUUGUACUCCCAAGCACGGUCAGUAAGUGACAGUCUGAGAUGCUUCCAGAUGACUCCCAGGCAAGAUGUCGUCACAUGGACAUCCAUGAUUACAGCAUUCGUGCAUGAUGAGAAUUUUGAGAAGGCACUAGGCCUGUUCCUAGAGUUUCUUUCUGUUGGAAAAGAGCCAGACCAGUUCACCUUAUCGAGUGUGAUGAAUGCUUGUGCUGCUCUGAGUCUACCAGCAACCUGUAAGCAGAUACACUGUUAUACGGUCAAAUCUGGACUCGCUCAGUUCACUGUGUGCGGCAAUUCUCAGAUUUCUAUGUAUAGGAAUAUAGGUGAUGUUGAGGCUUCAAAGAAGACAUUCGAGCUGAUUACAUGUCUGGAUAUAUUCUCAUGGUCUGCAAUGAUUUUGAGCUACGCAGUCCAUGGCCAUGAAGGCGAGGCUCUAGUGCUCCUGGAGAAGAUGAAGGAUUGUGGUGUCGUGAUAAAUGAUAAUGCUUUGCUUGCCGUUCUCAUUGCUUGCAGCCAGCAGGGGCUGGCAGAGGAAGGUUUCAGGCACUAUGAGAGCAUGCUAUCAGAUUAUGGCUGUUCCCCAAAUACGAAGCACAAAGCUUGCGUAGUUGACCUCCUUGGCCGUGUUGGUAAGAUAUCUGAGGCUGAAGAUUUCAUAAUGGGGUCUGGAUCAGAAAAUGACCCAAUACUUUGGCAUGCACUGUUGCGUGCAUGCAGAAUCCAUGGGGACAAAGAGAGGGGUAUAAAAACCGGAGAGAAAUUAAUGGAACUCGAGCCCUUCGCUGUUACUUCAUAUGUGGUGCUGUACAACCUCUACAUGGGUGCCGGCAAAAUCUCAUUGGCUAUGAAGACGAGAGGCCUGAUGAGAGAGCGAGGCAUGAGUAAGGAAGCCGGGAUUAGUUGGGCCGAGUUUGGGGGAUCCAUCCAUCAUUUUACUGAUGGAAAUAACUCCUGCCCACACAAUAAUGCAGUUCAUGCCAGAUUAGAAGAAUUGCUGGUCAGUGUGAAACAGAAGACUGAGCGUGGUGGAACGGACAUUUGGGAAUUAGGAUUCCAGAGCAGAAAGGAUGGCGAGACCUCACUCGCCAGACAUGGUGAACUGCUGGCGGUGGCUCUUGGGCUGUCCAGUUUGCCAUCUGCUGCUCCUGUAACAAUUAUGAAGAACCAGAGGAUAUCCUGGGAAAGCCAUGAAACACUGAAGUUGCUAUCAGCAAGGGAAAACAGGGGAAUAAUUGUCAGAGAUCCGACUCAUUUUCAUCGUUUUGAUCAAGGUUCGUGCUCUUGCAGAGACUACUGGUAGACAUAGGUGAUAUAUUGGGAGUACAAACCUUAGAAGGGUCAGCGGAACAGUUUGGCCAUUCUUGCAGCUGAGGUUGAAACUGGUGUCUGGCAGUUGGGAUCAGAGGAAUGAGAGGAUUACAGUAAAGGGUACAGUGGCAUUCCACUGAACAGAAGCUGUGUCAUUCCACUGAACAGAAGCUGUGAACAUGUAGCAUACGAUUAUGCUUGAUGAUGUCCAACUCCAGCCACGCAUCACUUUGCGAUUAAGCGUCACACGUCUCGAGCUGUUCCAUCUCUGCUGAAACCGUGGGAUUGCUGGAGAUGUCAAGGUAGAGCUGCUUCCCUGCAUCUCAGCUAGAACUGUGGCUUAAUCGUAUAUACUUGGGGCAUUUUUGUGAGCAAAAUGUGCUGACCUGAACAACCGGCAGCUGCUGUUUUUGCGCCAUGGUCGAAUCUGAGGCCCAUCUGCAGCACGUACGCUGCAGUCACACUGCUGUAGAAGCUGUGGUCAGAAGUGUUAAUAUUGAGAAGUUCCUGAUGGGAAGAAAAGCUCAUUGCGAAACGAAUGAGGUGCUACACUCUCACCAAGAUGAAAGAAUUCGCUGGGAUUUUUUUUUUUUUGCAGUCUGACGUAGGUUACAGGUAUAGUUGCAAACACAUGCUACGUUUAUGCAAGUAACUUAUGAUAUUCUUACAUAGCUUUUGAUCUGAAAUUGCAUUUAUAUACCCUUGUGCUCAAUCACAGAAAUUCUAAUAAUAAAAUCCAUGGUGUACAUUCGUGUUUUAGAUACAAAAAUGCAGGAGGUUGCACUGAUUCAAAACACAUCAUUCUCUUCAGACUUAAUAAACAAAAGUCAUACAUAAUAAAAACUUAAAAAGAUAAUAAUCUCCUUAGGUCAGAACUAUUUGGCCUCUCACCUUUUAGGGUGAAGGAGGUGUUUCUUGACUCUGCCGACAACUGUUAAAACCUUUUUUUUUUGCGAGAAGACAACUGUUAAAACCCUGGAAUUUAUAACACACAGAAGAUUAUACUAAAAGACUAGUAGGUAAUUUUUUUUGCACCUAUAAUACACAUGGCACCCCCACUAGAUCCUCCCCUGCCGCCACCACAAUCGUCGUCGUCGUAGGAAACAAGGCCGACCCACCCACUCAUAGCAUACCUGGUGACCAUGACUAUUGCCAGUGCUUCGCCUGGCUUAGAUCAGCCAAUGCACCAGCAGUCACCUCGCUCUCACCAAGCUGAAUAACUCGGUAAGAAUUAUUUUGCACAAGCUGACAUAGGUUAGCAGGUAUAGUUACAAACACAUGGUACGUUUAUGCAAAGCACCUAAUGAUAUCUUUAUACAGGCUUUUGCAGCUGGGAAAAUGUAUGUAGCUAGGACUGAAAUUGCAAUUAUUUAUCCUUAUGCUCAGUCACAGAAAUCCUAUUCAACUCUGAAAUAC
Messenger RNA from Triticum aestivum (bread wheat), 3986 nucleotides. Its product is annotated as pentatricopeptide repeat-containing protein At3g13880. The coding region runs from base 46 to 2562 and encodes 838 amino acids. Gene Ontology annotation, biological process: RNA modification. NCBI's taxonomy places the organism in Eukaryota, Viridiplantae, Streptophyta, Magnoliopsida, Poales, Poaceae. The transcript is spliced from 2 exons. Gene Ontology annotation, molecular function: RNA binding; zinc ion binding; protein binding. The record is from RefSeq and is a predicted model, not a curated record.